UCUUCCUCCCAUCGGGCCGUUAUCUCGAGUAGCAUGUGAUUCAUGCCGUGGUACUUGCUCUUUUUUUUCCUUCUUUACGCUUUUUCACCCACCAUGGGAUAAUUUUGAUUUUACCGAGACUCAUCGUCGAUUGAAGGUUAAUCGUCCCCCCGUCUUUAAUUCUAAAGCCAAGGAUAAGCCGCGCGACGAAACUCGAGUGCGCGACCGGUCGACGAGAUGGAUAUCGAGCACGUACUGAAAAACGACAUCGGGCAUUGUCUGAGGAUGAUAGUGUCGGGGGACGACGCGGCCGUUAGCGGCGGCUGGCUGAUGCUGCAGAAUCGCGAAUUCGGCCAAAUGACCGACUGCGAGGACAUCCUGAGGGACGUCCUCCGUAGUAAGAUCGUGAACGUGUCGCAGGUGCCGAAGAUCAUGGACUGGAUAUCGGAUCACAUCGCGGAGAGGCGUUUCAACAUCAAUCCCAUUUCGAACGACGUCGCCCUGCUGCUGCGGAACACGGACAUCGACGACCUGUCGCACUUGACCGAGCUUCUGGCGGCACUGGCGGCUCACAGGGUGUACCUGCCCAGAUCGGCGAAUCACACGAAGCUCUGCGAGGCGAUAGUCACGAGCCUGUCCACCUUUCAGAUGCCCUUGGAGGCGGAAAACAUAGUCGAGUUCUACGACAACACCACCAAGAUCCAGCACUUUCUCAAGGGGCUGUGUUCAAACACAAAGAACGGCGAGCGUGACAUUUUGAUGUUUACAUGCCUCCAAACUCUGUACAACAUCAUAUCCGACACAAGCAGGAAGGAGGAGCCGGGCCCGGGACUCGCUGCCAUAUUGCAGCUGGUGGAAGCCGCCGUUAUUCCGCAGGCGGUCGACUGGAUCCUGUCCCAGUCGCACACCGACCAUCAGCUGAUACAGGCCUUGAAAGUUCUGUGCAACUGGCUGCCGAAAUGGCGUGAGGAUCGACUCAACCGUUGGAUUAUGGAGUUUAUCCUUGGCUUGGAGAAGCAACACAAAUAUUCCACCCUCCUCGAGCUCACCGAGUCGUCGAUAGACACAGUAACGUUAAUGUGCAAAGUGUUGCUGUUACCAGUGUUCCGUCAAAACUCCAACAUUAUAUUUUAUAUCUUAAAGAGACAGAGCUCGUUGUCGUUUGUUCAGAGCGUGGCUAAGAACAUACCGGCGUUGAUAAAGAGCCUGAUGAAGGAAGAUUCCGAUUCCAGUAAGGAGUGCAUACAGAACCUGGUCGACAUCAUGAAGGUCUACAGCAAGAGAUUCUCCACCUGUAUACCCUGCGGAAGCGCGGAAAACUAUCCUUUCCCUGUACUGCCGCAGAUGCACGUUGUCAGAGAACUCUGCAGAGAGCCGGUGUGGAUAGACGAGACGAAGGAGUUCGAGCCGAUCGUGGAACCGGAGAGGCCGCUGUCUGGAAAAGUUGGACUCUCCAAUCUGGGAAAUACGUGCUAUAUGAAUAGUGUGUUACAAGCCUUAUUGAUGACCAGACAGUUCUGCCAAGAAGUAUUGAAUUAUCGUUCCUUGAAUGAAUCGUGUAAAACACCCCUGCUGGAGAAACUUCAAAAUUUAUUUGCACUACUGUUAUAUUCCAAGAGAAUAUGUUUGGCGCCGACUGAUGUAUUACGAGCGUCACGGCCAACAUAUUUUUUACCUGGGCAACAACAGGACAGUUCAGAAUUUCUCUGUCAUCUUUUGGAUGUUCUACACGAGCAAGAAAAAUCCGCUAAUUCAAACUGUGGAGGAAAUGAUAGCGCAACUCUCAAAAGUAAAAUUGAGAAGCAGGAAGACGACGUAACGUUGCCGAUGGAAUCAACAAAAAGUAGCAUUAAACGUUGGACGACUGAAGAAGACCUAACAGAAGGCUUGGCUUUGCAACGGAAAACGCAAUCAUUGGCGGAUUUUACACGAGGCGAAGAGCUAGGACAACGGCUUAGCGAUUCUCAUUCGGAUUCGACCGACAGCGGUAUACAGUCCGUAGGUGGCGAAGAAACGGGCGCGUACACGUCUCUCGUGCACAGGGUGCUGGGCGGAGAGUGUCAGAUCACUUAUCAAUGCGCACAAUGCGACACGAGUUCUCGCAACACGGACAAAUUCCGCGACCUGCAGCUGUGCUUUCCCGAGGAGAUACAGGAGAAUCAGGAGGUCUCCGUUCAGGAUCUCAUCAACUACUAUCUCACGCCGGAGAAGCUCACGGGGGAGAACAAGUACCGAUGCGACAAGUGUACGAAGUUGUGCGACGCGCAGAGGAUCAUCACGAUCCUCCAGGCACCCGCGCACCUGAUUCUAACGCUGAAACACUUCCGUUACGAUUUCGACACUCGAUUAAGGACGAAACUUCGGCACAAGGUAGUGUACAACGACACCAUACAGCUGCCGGUGUCGGCGAUACCGCACACCGUGGCCGAGACGUACCACUUGUACGCCGCUGUCGUGCAUUCCGGAUACAGUAUGGAUUACGGGCACUACUUCACGUACGCCUGCGACUCCAAGCAGAGCUGGUACAAAUUUAACGACAGUUUCGUGACCCAGACCACGUUCGAGGACUUCAAGAGCUUGAAACCGCCCGACACGCCGUACAUCCUGUUCUACGAGAAGUCGGGGGCACACGACGGGAUCUACGAGGACGACAAGCCCGAGUUGCCGACCAUGAGCAAACGUAUACAGGAAUUGAUAGCGAACGACACCACGGAUUACAUAGAGGAGCUCAGACGUCGGGCGAUAGCGUCGCAACGUAGCCAACUUCCUUCGACGAAACCCCUGAGGCAGCAUAACAAUUCGGACGAUGAUAAUCCGCCACCCAGCAGCUGUCGCGGUGCAAUCGACGUCCCGGCGAAUCGCUUUCUUUAUUGAAAAAAACGGAAGAAUCUGUUAACACGCAGCGGCGACAAAUCUUGCCAAUUGCAAACAACUCUGUAUUUAUUCUAAGUAUUUUAUAUAUACAUAUACUAUAGAUAACAAAAAAUCGCAAUCACAUGUAUAAUCGCAGAAAAGGCGGGUAUGGUUCUAUACCAUAUUGUAUCGCUGUGGAAAAUUUCAUUAAGAAUUGAUAUUUUACAUCUUACUUUUACCAAAUAGAAUCUAUAUGUAACAUUGUACAUGUACAUCACGCUAACAACUUACAUUAUUUACUACUGUAACUGUCGACGACGUUGUUACGUUUUUUGCGGAAAAAUGGUUGCGGCAAAAUAGUGCGAGAUGCUAUGAUAACCAGAACUCGAAUCUGUGCAAAACGGAUAUGUACAUAAAAUAUAAACGAAUACAUAUAUGAGUGAUAAUUA
Molecule: messenger RNA, 3281 nt
Organism: Wasmannia auropunctata (little fire ant)
Lineage: Eukaryota; Metazoa; Arthropoda; Insecta; Hymenoptera; Formicidae
Gene: DUBAI
Product: ubiquitin carboxyl-terminal hydrolase 35
Exons: 3
Coding region: 217-2853 (878 amino acids)
Biological process (GO): protein deubiquitination
Cellular component (GO): nucleus; cytosol
Molecular function (GO): cysteine-type deubiquitinase activity; cysteine-type endopeptidase activity
Source: RefSeq, a predicted model, not a curated record